Sphaerodactylus townsendi is the source of this 5995-nucleotide messenger RNA. RefSeq names its product angiopoietin 1 (gene ANGPT1). Gene Ontology annotation, molecular function: receptor tyrosine kinase binding. Gene Ontology annotation, biological process: Tie signaling pathway; angiogenesis. Lineage: Eukaryota; Metazoa; Chordata; Lepidosauria; Squamata; Sphaerodactylidae. The transcript is spliced from 9 exons. The record is from RefSeq and is a predicted model, not a curated record. The coding region runs from base 625 to 2121 and encodes 498 amino acids.
AGAUCCUUUAAGUACAUUUGAAUAGUUCAGUCUGAGCAGAGGAAGUCUAUUAAGGUGGACUGUUUGACUUGUUAAAUUUUUGUCAAAGGCUGUUAGCCGUUCUGUGUGUGCCGAAGGAGCUGAGUGGGGCGUACAUGAUUGAGGUCAUGCAUCCAGCCAGAGUGUAAGAUGAUCCCUCUUUGCCAUCCCAUCAGGCAUCCUUUAGCAUGGGGACACGCUCGCACACACAUUCCUGUCAAGUCAUCCUGUGAAAGGCUGCUGGCUUCCAACUUGGCUUGAAUGUGCAACCUUAAUAAAACACACCGAGGUCUCCGAGAAAAACAACAGUGCAGCCGCAGCGAGGCUAGGAGAAAGAAGCUGGGGCUAUCCCUGGGCUGCUGACUAAGGCAGCCUGCAUGCUGCAGGGUAACAGAGAGGAAACGAUAGAUCUCAGCUACAAUGUCAUAAAUUGCUCCAGUGAAGGAUCAUCUCUCCCGAAACAGUGAUUUUUGGGGGAAAGCCACACAGCUCUCUGAACUGAGCCCUGCUCAUAUGACUUCAAAGACAAAACAGAGAAUUGUUUAAAGAGAAAAAGGAAGGGAGGAAAAAGUGUCUUUCAAAGCAGGAAAGAAGGGAGCUGAUAACAUGGCCCUUUUCCUUGGGUUCGCUUUCCUGGCUGCUCUGCUGGCUCACAUUGGCUGCAAUAACCAGCGCCGAGGUCCGGAGUCCAGUGCGAGAAGGUAUAACCGGAUUCAGCACGGCCAGUGCACCUACACGUUCAUCCUUCCAGAACAGGAUGGGAACUGUCGCGAAAGCACCACCGAGCAGUACAACACGAACGCUCUCCAAAGGGAUGCCCCCCACGUGGAACAGGAUUUCUCUUCCCAGAAACUGCAGCGCCUGGAGCAUGUGAUGGAGAAUUACACACAGUGGCUGCAAAAGCUUGAGAGCUACAUUGUGGAAAACAUGAAGUCAGAGAUGGCUCAGCUACAGCAGAAUGCUGUCCAGAACCACACAGCUACCAUGCUGGAGAUAGGAACCAGCCUUCUCAGCCAGACGGCAGAGCAGACGAGAAAACUCACAGAUGUCGAAACCCAGGUACUAAAUCAAACAUCCCGAUUAGAAAUUCAACUGCUGGAAAAUUCAUUAUCUACUUACAAGCUGGAGAAACAACUGCUCCAACAAACCCACGAAAUCUUGAAAAUUCAUGAGAAAAACAGUUUACUGGAUCACAAAAUACUUGAUAUGGAAGAAAGACACAAAGGGGAACUGGAUACUUUGAAGGAAGAAAAAGAGAACUUGCAAGGGCUGGUGUCGCGUCAAAGCUAUAUCAUUCAGGAAUUGGAAAGGCAGCUAAACAAGGCAACCACCAACAACAGUAUGCUUCAGAAACAGCAACUGGAGCUGAUGGACACAGUUCAUAGCUUGGUCAGCCUUUGUUCUAAAGAAGGAGUUCUCCUAAAGAAUACAAAAAAAGAAGAUGACAAGCCAUUCAGAGACUGUGCCGAUGCUUACCAAGCUGGUUUUAACAAAAGUGGCAUCUACACUAUUUAUAUUAAUAACAUAUCGGAGCCUAAAAAGGUCUUCUGCAAUAUGGAAAUUGCAGGGGGUGGCUGGACAGUUAUACAACACCGAGAAGAUGGGAGUCUAGACUUCCAAAAAACCUGGAAAGAAUACAAAAUGGGCUUUGGUAGUCCCUCGGGUGAAUAUUGGCUGGGAAAUGAGUUUAUCUUUACAAUAACCAGUCAAAGGCACUAUUCGCUAAGAAUUGAACUAAUGGAUUGGGAAGGAAAUCGGGCUUAUUCUCAAUAUGAUCGGUUUUACAUAGGAAAUGAAAAGCAGAAUUACAGGCUGUAUCUGAAGGGUCACUCAGGAACAGCAGGAAAGCAGAGCAGCCUUAUCUUGCAUGGGGCUGACUUCAGUACCAAAGAUGCAGACAACGACAACUGCAUGUGCAAGUGUGCCCUUAUGCUAACAGGAGGCUGGUGGUUUGAUGCCUGUGGGCCUUCCAAUCUCAAUGGAAUGUUCUACUCAGCUGGACAACACCAUGGAAAAAUAAAUGGAAUCAAAUGGCAUUACUUCAAAGGCCCCAGUUAUUCAUUACGGUCCACAGCUAUGAUGAUCCGGCCAUUAGACUUUUAAACCCACCGAACAGGUUCAAGAGCAAUAUGCAGUAGAGGUACCAAGUUCUGGAGAACUUCUUACAUAACCUUCAGAAACAGGAGAUAGAACUUCCUGAUAGCAUCAGACGGCUGCUAUACUCAGAUCUCAUGGCACAGAUUGCGGUGCAUGGUCACGUACUACCACCAAACACGUCAGGUGUGGAUCAAGUAGUGGCUGCUUUGCCUAUGAGAAGAGGGCUAUUCUGUGGACAACGUUGUGGUUCAGUUGCCACAAAUGACUCCAAUAUCUAUCAGUGGAGUCUCUCUUUUUUUACUUUGUUCAAAAGGCAUCAACAUUACCAGACUUACACAAAUACAAUAUGGAAAGCAUUGUUUUGUAAGGCAUAAAAUAAACCAUAAUCAAUGAAGGGAAAGAUGAUGUUCAACAAUGAAACUGGUGUGGAAUCUAUGCAAACGCACAAGUAUUUAUUUUUAAUUGGCAUACAUGCCUUAAAAAUGCAAAAGACAGCCACUGUGGCUUGCUGUCAGUAAAGAAAAAGUAGGUUGAUAACUUCUCCCUAUGUAAAAUCAAUAUGGUAUGUCAGGCAAUUUUUCAUUAAUCUCUUUUCAAAAAUGAAACAUGACUGCUAAUAAAGAGACGGUGAGUCAUCACAGAGAAUGAUAAGAACAGUAUUCAGAGAAUCGUCAGUUGCCCUACAUGGCCGGGGUGAAGUAAAAACAGGUAAUCUAGAUAAUUGGCAUAAUCCUUCAACUAGGAUUUAUAGCAAGAUAGCAAAAGAAAGCAAGGAUUUUUCUUUCUGACAGCUUCAGUUUUGCCCUGCAUCAAAACCAGUUGGAAUGUCACAUAUUUUUUAUAUAUAAGAUAUUAAAAAAGUUUUGAAGAAGGUGAAAUAGAGGUUAUUUUGCAUAUGGAAUUUUCUUUGAAAUACACAUACACAGAAAUAUGGUGUGUAAACAGACAGCAUAAACCACAUAUUUUAAUUGGUUUUGGUUCAUGUUAUAGUGCUCUUUUCUUUUUGCAUGUGCACAUUUUAGAGUUAAUUAUUUCUAAAUCGUUAUUAGUCCUUCAUUUCUUCUCUGUGUUGUUCACUUCUGAGUAAACCAGGCAAUUGCCAAUGUGAAAAAAAAGUGGGGAAGAUGGAUUAAUUAUCAUUUUGGAUUUCAAAUGCUGUAGCACUAUCCAGCCUUUAUUAAGCAGAAAUUAGUCCCACUGAGUCAGAUCAGUGGGACUUAAAAGGACUCACCUGGACUUAAUUUUUUACGUGUAACUACAGUAAAAAUGAACAGGGCUCUGCAUGACUCAACCUACUCCUAUGGAGCAACAAAAAACCAGGUUAUCUUAUUCAAGUGUUAAAUUUUUUGUUCCCCGCUUACCAAACCUCUCUAACAUAUGCACAACUAUAGUACAGUACACUUCUGAUGCACAGUAAGGUUGACUUUGGACAUAAAUUCGGCUCAAAGGUGAAAGUCCUCUAUAUGGUUCGGUUUGUGCAUGGACUUUGAUCUCUGUAAAUUAUGUCAUGUCAGAACUGAUCUUUUACACACACAGGAUGUUGUGUUACAUCAGAUCUUACUAUUGGCCUAUCUAGCCCAGUUUUGUCUAUUCGUAGUGGUUCUCCUGGGUAGGGAAAAGGACUCUGCUUGUGAUCUUUGUUUUUAAAAGGGGAUAAGAGAUAACAGGGAAUGGCACUGAGCCUUUGACAUGUGACGCAUGAGCUCUACUACUAAGGAAAGAACAAAUGCUGAUUAAAACUAAUUUCUGUGAUCGUAUAUUUCCUUUUUGGAGAGGAAAUAACAUGGAACUCAGUAGAUUCACCAAUAUAUUUGUGUGUGUGCAGACACCUGGCUCACACAUUAUGUGAUUUGUUCAAUGAGGUACCAAGUUUCACUUGUGCCUAAAUCUCCAUCAUGGGUGGGAGCUAUUGUGGGCUGAAUCACUCUCAUGUGUUCCCGUGCACUUUGAUUUCACCACAGACAUGAGUGGAGAAACCUAUGAGUCUAGGACUGAUUUGUGCUUGUCUGGCCCAUAGUCACCUCUGGUGGUAUGUAUGUCCUUGAGUGAGUGCACAUCAUCUGGCUGCACCUAGCAUGGAAACAUCUCAAAGUGGGAUUGGGUCCUUCAGUAAGCAUUAGAUUGGCAUGAUACUUAUGGGCUUUCCCAUAUAUUAACAGUAUUUGUAUGAGCAGGAACAUCUGAUAAGUGAACAUGCUUUCAGUGUCAGUGUCUCUGCAGAUCCAUGCUGUAUGGACAAUACAAUGGUUGUUCAUACUAAAGCCCAAAUACACAAAAAUUGCAUUCAUUGUUGACUAUUCCACAUGUGGCAUUUCAACUAUAUGUGAAGGUUUUGAUUUGGGAUUAAACAUACCCACUUAGAUACACUGCCAUGCGAAAGAUACUGUCUUUUUAUAUAUUAGCUGUAGUUUCUUUGCACGAGGUAAAAUUUAUGUCUUCCACAUCAAGAUUGUGGGUAAUGGUGAAUCUCAUUGUGGGAACUGUGAUGACAUUAGGCAUAUACAUUUACUGUCCCCGUCGAGGUCCAUUCUGCCCCAUCAUCUUUGAUCCUCACUGGCUUGAUUUUUCCAGAGAAACAGCCUGUACCAACUUUGUCUCUGAAACAAUCUCCUAUUAACAGCAUACUUUAGUAUGCAAUACCCCUGAAUAUGUCAGAAUCUUAUUUCUAAAUCCCUUAGCAAUUGAGCAGUAAGGUCUGAUGUCAAAUGGUAGGUUAAGGGCACUGGAGGCCCAGUGUGGUUUGUGGUUAAGAGUGGCAGACACUAAUCAAUCUGGAGAACUCGGUUUGAUUUCCCACUCCUCCACAUGAAACCUGCUGAGUGACCUUGGGCCAAUCACAGUUCUCUCUGAACUCUUUCAGCUCCACCUACCUCACAAGGUACCUGUUAUGGGGUGGGAGGAGGCAAUUGUAAGCUGCUUUGAGACUCCUUACAGAAAAGUGGGGUACAAAACCAACUCUUCUUCAUUUUUGGGUUAGGACAAUUCUACUUUCCAUUGGUGCAGUGGUAUUCUGUGCCAACAGUCUUAGAGCAGCAGGACCACUCAAUUAAUAUUUUAUAUCCUGAACCUGGAGCUGGCUCUACCAUAUAUUUCAGGGAUGUACAACUUCCUGCUUUAGCAGGAUCACAUUCUGGAUUCCCCAGGCAAGUAAGCUUUGGACCAUUCCACAGUUCCCAUCACAGUACAUUGUUCCUCUUCCAUUUAGUAAAAUGUCCUGCAUAAGCCUUGAAGUGGGAACAUGACUGGGUGCACCUAAUCUAUUAGUCUAAUUUUAAAUGAAAGGGUAUUGAUGAUGAUAUAAUGCUGUGUUUAACUGAAUAUGUGCCCUCUAAAUCCACAAUUAUGCAGCUUUCUUCCAUUUAUGGAAAUGAAACUUGCACAGAUUUUGUAACAAAAACAAGGAAGGAACAAGGGAACACCACAGGGUUUUUACAACAGUGACAGCCCAAUGUUUUCCAAGUUAAGUUCUUUGUAUUUAUAUUAUCAGUAUGUAUUCUUUUUCAUAAUCCUGCCUGAGAGGUUAAUUUGUUGUGUUCUGCUAGUAGAAUUAUCCAACAAUUCUUUGCUCAGCGGUUCCUGCAUACUGCAUACUGCAGCUUUGACGCUCUUUCCAGCAGUGUGUGUUUGUUUGCAAAAGCUGUGGUUCUUCUCAAAAGUUGUAAUUUUUAAAUGCCUCUAAAUCAGGAUGCUGGAUUGCCUCUAAAUCAGGCAAUAGCCUCUAAAUCAGGCAAUAGCAUUGUGCAGAUCAAAUUGCAAAAAAACAAAAAGGAAAAGAACAGAAAUAUCAAAAUACAAGUGUUAUAUGUACCCUUUAUUUAUCUUCGUUUGAGCAAAUGGGGACAUGGUUUCCUAUCCUUUAUAAUAAAACAUGUAAAAGACA